Molecule: messenger RNA, 3307 nt
Organism: Poecilia reticulata (guppy)
Lineage: Eukaryota; Metazoa; Chordata; Actinopteri; Cyprinodontiformes; Poeciliidae
Gene: ano5a
Product: anoctamin 5a
Biological process (GO): chloride transmembrane transport
Cellular component (GO): plasma membrane
Molecular function (GO): protein dimerization activity; chloride channel activity
Source: RefSeq, a predicted model, not a curated record
CAGUGAGCGGUCAGCGGGUGAGGGAGGGCAGCUGCACUCUGUCGAGUCAGCUACUUGGGUAGCUGGGGAAGGGACGGCCAGGAGCUCGGACCGAAGCACAGAAACAACCCUGAGCGGGACACUUUAACUCCGACAAAAUCUCAAAAUGCGCCGAAUAACGGGGAAAGGAGGAGGGGACAGUUUAAUUGAGAUGAGCCCGACUGAAUCUCUCAGCGACGAGGGGAACGGCUACCACCAACACGCCUCGUCCAGCACAGGAUCCCUCCAGCAGGGGCAGCCAGAGUUUCCUUUAACGCCUGAUGUGUGUGUAGAGACGUGCGAGUCUCUCAACACCAGCCUGGCCUCCUUGGCUCCGUCCGACUGCAGUGACAAUACAUGGGUCAGGAGUCUCACCUUAGAGCAAAUCAGUUCUUUCACUGGGCUUCGGAGAAAACAGGCGCUAUUCCUGAAGUAUCGUUCCAGGGUUGGAAAACAGAAACUCAGCAAAGACUCUGUGUUCUUCCGAGAUGGGAUAAGGAGAAUAGAUUUCGUCCUCUCGUACGUCGACGAUAAAGACUGUGAAAAAAAACAGGAGAGAAGGAGAAUUUAUGAAGCCAACCUGAAAAAUGCCGGCCUGGAGUUGGAAACAGAAGAUAAGUCGGAGUCUGAGGAUGGUAAGACGUACUUUGUGAAGAUCCACGCGCCGUGGGAGGUGCUGGCCACCUAUGCAGAUGUGCUGAAGAUCAAGGUUCCUUUCAGAAAUAGCGACAUGCCGGACGACCAGGAAAUGCCCAUGAACUGGCUCUCCACUCCUUUUCGACUGCCCAAGAACAUCAUGAAUCCCGAGCCGGACUAUUUCACCGCUCCUUUUAGCAAGAGCAAGGCUGACUUCUUCUUUAUCAACAACCAACGCACGGUCUUCCCUCCAUCCACUCGCAACAGGAUAGUCUACUAUAUCCUGUCCCGCUGUUUGUACGUCAGUGAGGAUUGUGGAGACAAAAAGGGAAUCAAGCGGUUGUUGAACAACGGCUCCUACACUUCUGCCUUCCCUCUUCAUGAUUCCAGAUACUGGAUAAGAUCCAAAGAUGUCAACUGUGAAAGCGAAAGAUACGACCUCUACAAACACUGGGCGAGAUUCUUCUGCUUUUUCAAGGAGCAACCCAUUAACCGCAUCAGGAAAUACUACGGCGAGAAGAUUGGCAUUUAUUUCGCUUGGCUUGGUUUCUACACUGAGAUGCUGCUGUUUGCUGCAGUGGUUGGAGCGAUUUGUUUCCUUUACGGGUUCCUCACCUACGAUGACAACGAGUGGAGUAAAGAAAUCUGCAGCAAUGAAAUUGGAGGGAAAAUUGUCAUGUGUCCCCUUUGCGACAAGAAGUGCAGUUACUGGAAACUCAACACGACAUGCAACUCCUCGUGGCAAUCACACCUGUUUGACAAUGUGGCAACUGUGUUUUUUGCCAUUUUCAUGGGCAUUUGGGUGACGCUGUUCCUGGAGUUCUGGAAGAGGCGCCAGGCCCGUCUGGAGUACGAGUGGGAUCUGGUGGACUUUGAGGAGGAGCAGCAGCAGCUGCAGCUCCGACCAGAAUAUGAGACCAGAUGUACAAAGAGCAAGGAGAACCCCAUCACUAAGGAACAAGAGGGGAUUCUUGACAAAACUGCUACAUAUCUAGCAGGGAAGUUUUUUCUGUGCUGGGCUUCUGUGAUCCUUUGGAUCUCAUUGAUCAUUGCCUGCAUCAUUGGGGUCAUAGCGUACCGCCUGGCGGUGUACGCGGCCUUCGCUAGCAUCAUGAAGGACAGCCCCACCAAUCAGCUGGAGGUGGUCGGCCCCUACAUCACUCCCCAGCUGGCCACCUCCGUCACAGCCUCUUGCAUCAACUUUGUCAUCAUCAUGAUCCUCAACCUCAUGUAUGAGAAAGUGGCUGUUUGGAUUACUGACAUGGAAAUCCCGAAGACCCACCUGGAGUAUGAGAACAAGUUGACGGUGAAGAUGUUCCUCUUCCAGUUUGUCAACUACUACUCCUCGUGUUUCUACGUGGCGUUUUUUAAGGGGAAGUUUGUGGGCUACCCUGGGAAAUACGCGUACAUGUUUGGGGGCAGCCUGAGAAACGAGGAGUGCGACCCUGGCGGCUGUCUGAUUGAGUUAACGACACAGCUGGUAAUAGUGAUGACUGGGAAACAGGUGUGGGGCAACAUUCAGGAAGCUCUGCUGCCCUGGGUGAUGAACUGGUGGGGCAGCAGGAAGGCGCGGAGCCAUCCAGAGAGCCUGUACAGUCGCUGGGAGCAGGACCAUGACCUGCAGAGCUUCGGUCAGCUGGGGCUCUUCUACGAGUACCUGGAAAUGGUGAUCCAGUUCGGCUUCAUCACGCUCUUUGUGGCUUCCUUCCCCUUGGCGCCGCUCUUGGCUCUUUUCAACAACAUAAUUGAAAUCCGAGUGGACGCCUGGAAGCUCACCACUCAGUUCAGACGUCCUGUGGCAGCCAAAGCCCACAGCAUCGGGGCCUGGGAGGAAAUUCUCAACGGGAUGGCCGUACUGUCUGUCGUUACAAAUGCGUUCAUCGUGGCCUUCACCUCUGACAUGAUGCCUCGGCUGGUGUACAUGUACGCCUACCAGCCGCAGGGACAGAUGAAUAUGAAAGGCUACAUAAACAACAGCCUGUCCGUGUUUAACGUCUCCGAGUUUGAAAACUCCAGCAGGCCUGAGGAGGCCGAGAACCCGAUGUGGCUCAACAUCACCACCUGCAGGUAUCGUGAUUAUCGCUACCCCCCCGGCCACGAGAAGCAGUACUUCCACACGAUGCAGUUUUGGCAUAUUUUAGCUGCCAAGCUAGCUUUCAUCAUUAUUAUGGAGCAUGUUGUUUUCCUGGUUAAAUAUUUUGUGGCCUGGCUGAUUCCGGACGUUCCCUCUGACGUGAGGGCUCGGGUAAAGAGGGAGCGCUUCCUCGUCCAGGAGUAUCUUCACAACUAUGAAGUCAAUAAUCUGAAAAUACAGCUCAGCCAACAAGACGGCAAGGAGUGCACCUGUACGCCGAUGAUCUACCCGACGUUACCCAAACAUGAGGUGCUGUCGGAGGUCCUCUAGCACAGGGAGCGGCUGGUCAGUCUGUCUGCUCACCUGCUGACUGUGGAUCCACCGGCUUUAAAGACCAAAACUCUGUGCAUGCUGACGAUUUGACACGCUUGAAUUUAGACAUCGCUCUCUUCUUGUGAAGUUAAGAUUUCCAAACUUUACUGUGUUUCAAACAAAUUAAGCCGCACUGUGUCUUUAAGAGGCGGCUCACUAUUGUUUUAAUGUAAGGCUAUUUAAAGUGCCACCAAAGAGUCGCCUUAA